GUAUCUUGUGCAUUCAUUUGAGUGUAUUUUAUACCUGUAUCCUAUUUUGUCUGAAUAACAUCAAAUCUGUUUUAGAAUACUGGCUGUGAACUUCGGAAGUGAUGAUCCUUCCUCUCAAGGACGCACAGAACAGAGUAGUGUAAACCAGCCAUCACAGAGCAUGUUGAGUCCCGCUGAUUCGAAUAUGAUGGUUGUGAGGGAACAGACACCGUCGGAUGCGCUUGCAAUAGUCCCGAUUCAGGUUUUUGUGCCGGCAUCCCAAACAACCACUGAGACAGAUUUUGAACCAACCCCUAUGCUACAGAUUGAAGGGACUACAGAAACCACUCCUGAAACCCCCCAAACAACUUCAAGAAACCACACCCACGCUUCCCCCAGCUCCAACUAAAAUUCAUCCAGCCGCAGAAGACGCUGCUGCCCUGUUGAUGAUGGCACGAACAGCAACCUAUGUUCCUAAAACAGAUCCAGGGGUGCCAUCAUUCAGCCUUGGAUUGACUGAUUUAAGCCAGGAGGGGGCGUCAACGCAGGAGACAGAAAGGGCAAAAUCUCUAGAAGCUGCAAAUUUGAUAGAACAAUUGGACGAUUUAGUCCAAAAAAUAGCAAGCAGUGCGGCGAAGGAAAAAAACAAAAGUCCACAAAUUCAGAGAGAGACUGGGGGAGAAAGUUCUGGAAAGUUUGAAACUCCUGGGGCAACAAAUCAGAUUACGGAUGAUAUGAAACAAAAGUGCUACAUUUGGGGGACGAGACUGAAGGAAGACGCAGAUGGCAAUACUAACGAGUAUGAGGAGAUGUGCACUCUCAUUGCCCAAGAUGAAUACAUUUUGAUGAGAAUGCACCUUGCAUCCCUCCAGGCAAAAAGUGAUAUAGAAUCUCAGAUUGUAUCUGCCAUCUGCCUCAUCCUCAACCAGAAAAAUGAAAAGAGGUUUCAAGAACAAAUAUACUGUCUCCCCCCCGAUAUUGUGAGCAUGGCACUUUUGGAUCACCCAGAUGGGGAAUUCAUAUCACUGAAAACGAAUAAGGAAUUCAGGGUGGAAGACUACCCGAGUUUUAUUCCCUUCAUAGAUAGAAAAAAAUUAACUUCGCAUCUAUAUAUUUUUGCACCUGUUUGCCACUCGGGGCAUUGGUGGUUAUGGGUGAUAAAUACAACGAAGCGGAAAUGUCAUAUACUUGACCCACUACACAAAAAAGCUCCAAGCGAUGAGAGAAAGCAGAUUAAUAAAUUCACUGGAUAUGUAUUUUCAAGAUUGAUAGCAUAUGCCGGCGGGGAACCUCUACAGAAAGGCGAGAAGGAGAAGGAAAUUAAAUAA
This is a messenger RNA of Arachis ipaensis, 1307 nucleotides long. NCBI's taxonomy places the organism in Eukaryota, Viridiplantae, Streptophyta, Magnoliopsida, Fabales, Fabaceae. The record is from RefSeq and is a predicted model, not a curated record.